GUUUUGUUUGCCCUCGGAGGGGCAGAUUCCCCCCCUCCACCACCGUGUAGACACACCCAUAGGCUGCCCAGGGCGACCAGGAGCCGGGCAGACAAUGUGACCGAGUGGCCGUGUUGGGGUCCACCCGCUCCGGGGGGGAGGGGUGUGUGUGCUCCAGUUGUCAGCUGGUCCAUCUGGAGGAAUGUUUCGCUGACUCUCUGCUUCGGUUUCGGACUGCGCUCCUGAACUUCUGCGGUACAAACUUUUAUUUGCGCUCAUGAGAUUCCGGGAUCCGGUCCACAUCCUCACCUCAGCAGUAUGGCCAUAGCUGCGCGGUCCCGGACGGGGUUCUACCGGCAGGAGGUGAACAGAACCGUGUGGGAGGUGCCGGAGAGGUACCGGGACUUAAAGCAGGUCGGCACCGGAGCCUACGGAACCGUGUGUUCGGCUUGGGACCGGCGCUCAGGGACUCAGGUGGCCAUCAAGAAGCUCCACCGGCCCUUCCAGUCCAAACUUUUUGCCAAAAGAGCCUACAGAGAGCUGCGACUCCUCAAACACAUGAAGCAUGAAAAUGUGAUUGGGCUGUUGGAUGUUUUCACAGCUGAGAUCUCUUUGGAUCGGUUUCGAGACUUCUACCUGGUGAUGCCGUUCAUGGGCACCGACCUCGGCAAGUUGAUGAAGAUGGAGAAACUGUCGGAGGAUCGCGUCCAGUUCCUGGUUUAUCAGAUGCUGAGAGGCCUUAAGUAUAUCCACUCUGCAGGGAUCAUCCACAGGGACCUCAAACCUGGAAAUUUGGCCAUAAACCCUGAUUGUGAGCUAAAGAUCCUGGACUUCGGGUUGGCCCGGCAGGCCGACGCGGAGAUGACCGGCUACGUUGUGACGCGCUGGUACAGAGCGCCGGAGGUUAUCCUUAACUGGAUGCACUACACGCAGACUGGUGAUGGUGAUAAUAAAAAAAACAAAAGGAAUCCGAUGGAGCUGCAAAUGAAUCAUUUUGCAGCAAUGCUUCUGCUCUGCGUUGCAGUGGAUAUUUGGUCGGCGGGUUGCAUCAUGGCAGAGAUGUUGCUGGGGAAACCUUUGUUCAAGGGAAACGACCACCUGGACCAGUUAAGAGAAAUCAUGAAGAUUACAGGAACUCCGACUCCCGACUUUGUCCUCAAGCUACAGAGUCAAGAUGCCAGAAACUACAUCCGGAGUUUACCGAAAGUGCCAAAGAAAGAUUUGCCCUCCAUUUUCUCCAAAGCCAGCUCAAAUGCGGUGAGCGUCCUGGAAAAGAUGCUCCUUCUGGACCCUGACAGCAGGGCCAGCGCGUCGGAGGCCCUGGAGCUGCCGUUCUUCAGCGAGUUCAGGGACGUGGAGGAGGAGAGCGAGGCGCUGCCGUACGACCAGACCCUGGACAACACGGACCUGCCGCUGGAGCAGUGGAAACGUGAGGCGGGACGGGAGGGGUUCGCUAUCGUUUCCCCAAAACACCGAACCAGGAGCCGCUACCAAAGUCACACCUUCACAGAGAUCCUGACCUUCCGGCCGCCGCGGGACUCAAAGGAAACAUCACUUUAAGAGCUGCAGACAUGAACUUUUACCUACACGCAGAAAUAUUAUUUUUAAUCUUAUCUAUUAGUAGCUGUCUAAAUGCUUUUACUGUCAAUAAAUAGUUCAGAUAUUCAAAAUAA
This is a messenger RNA of Xiphophorus hellerii (green swordtail), 1652 nucleotides long. RefSeq names its product mitogen-activated protein kinase 12b (gene mapk12b). The record is from RefSeq and is a predicted model, not a curated record. The transcript is spliced from 11 exons. Gene Ontology annotation, biological process: protein phosphorylation. The coding region runs from base 298 to 1539 and encodes 413 amino acids. Gene Ontology annotation, molecular function: MAP kinase activity; ATP binding. Lineage: Eukaryota; Metazoa; Chordata; Actinopteri; Cyprinodontiformes; Poeciliidae.